This is a messenger RNA of Caenorhabditis remanei, 912 nucleotides long. RefSeq lists its product as uncharacterized. The record is from RefSeq and is a predicted model, not a curated record. Bases 1 to 912 code for a protein of 303 amino acids. The transcript is spliced from 6 exons. Lineage: Eukaryota; Metazoa; Nematoda; Chromadorea; Rhabditida; Rhabditidae.
AUGCGUUGUGCUCGAGAGCCCACCAAGCGCAAAAGCAAUAAUUUGCUCAGAGAAGAUGUUAAUUAUAAGAGACACAAAUCAAUGUCGAAAGAGUCAUCACCAUGCCCGGAAGAGGUUUUGACCCCAGAUGUUAUGAUCAGCAAUCUUCACGAGCUUGUUAAUGAAGUUAUAGAGGAUCAGGACCUUCCAGAAGCAGCAAUAAUCGAGUUGAAAGGUUUCGACGCAUCGGCGACCACAAUGGAAGAAUACAUGCAGAAACGAGAGGAGAUUCGCAGAAUGGUUGGCGAUUCGGAGUUUUUCGACAGAAAGACUGAAUUGAAUCUUGGAGUUGCCUCACUUGCUGGCUGCCAGUUGGAAGUGGACAAACGGGUUACCACCAGAAGAAUGAGUCGCAAGUUGCACGAUGAGUGUGGAAUUAAUGAGAAGGACAUACUCUACAAAGGACUCGAUUAUCAGGGAACUGAGGCUAAAGCCAGCAAAGAGCUCAGAGACUCUCGUCAAGCAUCGAUCAUCGAAUCAUGCGUCGAUUUCCAAAAGCAGCUUCAAUGGAAGAUUGGAAUUAUGGAUCAAGUCAAGGCGAAGUCGAAGCCACUUCUCGGUAAAACUUAUCCAAUGUCGGACGGUCCAAGCUUUCGAACUCGUAAUGGACAGGACAAACAGAGAGAAACUAUGAAACAACAACAGAAGGAGUUGGAUAAUCAGAGGAAAACUAGACAGAAAAAAGAAGACGAUCCAUUCCAGACGCCACAGAAAAAGGUGGAAUUCAAUGCGUUGGAUGAGAGAAGAAUCAUCGAGAACUAUCAGUUAGAAGUGGCCUCAGAAGUUCGUUCUCACCGACCAACCGUUAGUCGUGGGAUUGCGCCGAUUCCAUAUAACAUCAACAUUCUUGACGACAUUGAUGAAGACGACUAG